AUGACGGGAGAUAAUCGCAGGCGGAUUAAUCGCAAAAAUCCAAGUUGCACCUGCGAAUGGCAUGUAAAAUUCAGCUAUGGUGUAGCAUUCACCCUGGCCGUCUUCGAGGCAAAACGUCUCCUCGUAGUCGCCUUGGAGAUAUUCGCAGAGUGGCAGGUGAUCCGGUUCGCAGGUGGUUUCCAGCCGAUCGCUCUCACCUUGGCGGAGAUGGCUUUAGGAUUGCCGUCAGCCCUUUUAACAGUGCGCACCAUACGCAGGCGCAAUUUACCGAGUUUUCGUCUAAAGGCGAAGCUAAUGCUAAGGUGUCUUUUGAUAAUAAUAAUUGUGUGUACCGCUAUGAACACGGCGACCUUAGCCUCAAUAGGGUACCAUGUCAGUGUAAGACAGAAGACGCUGGUCGACGUCUUCAACACAUCCAUGCGCCUGUACGUCAGUGUAACGUCGUACAAGUACGCGAUUGACGAAAUCCAAUUCGUCUUACAAUGUUGUGGCCAUACCUCCUAUACUGAUUGGUUUCAUUUCGACUGGCAGAGAGUGGAUUACGCAUCCCGGGAGGAAAUGGCAGGUCAAAGCAGAAUCUCGGACGAGGAUUACAGAUAUCUCGGAGUCCCCUUUAGCUGCUGCAAUUUGCGCGUUGUGGCACCUUGUAUGCACAUGCAGAUAACAGAUGACAAGACGAUAAACGUGAACGGCUGUGCGGAAGUCAUCAGCCCCAUACUUCUUAGAAUCGUCAUAGUCGCUUACGUCAUGACCAGCACUUUAAUCAUUAUACAAGUGUUGCUGAUCUUUUUAAUUACUAGAAUGGUCUGCAGAUUUGUGCCUCUUCAGACGUCUUCUCAGCAGGUAAGAUGUACCGCUGUGCCAUUCACCAUUAUAAACACUAUUCCAAGGACUUACGUGCAACGAUUUUCUUCGGUUAAGAAAUCCACCUGGCGUAAAAGAACGAUGCAUCGUCACCCAUUGUCCACGAAUGUCGUUUGCAUCAAGGAAAACCAGAAACUUAGAUUACCCAGACGCAAUUGCUCUAUUCUGAAUUCCAGAAAUUACAAUACUUGGGACGUAGCAAAGAUUAAACCGAGCGUUCAUGAAGAACAUAAAAUAUCUGUGGAAUGUUUUCGAAACAAACGCACACGUUAAAACCUCUGCUGCGUUAAUGAUUCAUAGAUUCCACAUGGUCAUUAUAGUGACGGCUCUCUAAUAAACUGCGCAUUAACGUUGAUAAAAUACCAAUUGCAGUGA
Messenger RNA from Nylanderia fulva, 1239 nucleotides. RefSeq lists its product as uncharacterized. Gene Ontology annotation, cellular component: membrane. NCBI's taxonomy places the organism in Eukaryota, Metazoa, Arthropoda, Insecta, Hymenoptera, Formicidae. The record is from RefSeq and is a predicted model, not a curated record.